AUGAGCAAUAAUACUAGUAAUGCUAUUUUAACCAUUACAGAAAAAGGAGUGUGGCGUCCAGCUAAAGGAAAUGAUAAGGUUUUACGGUAUAUAAUACAGCGGGCACCGACGAUGAGGGCUCGAUGCCGAAGGUGUUCUCAGUAUAUUACAAAAGGGGAUCUUAAGUGGGGAAUCCCUAUUCGUCAUUCCCAUGGUGAGUAUGGUUGGAUAACAGCUUGGCAACAUAUUGGUUGCACACGGAUAUCUGAAAAAAACGAUACGACUGAUUUUGUUUUUGGAUUUUCUGACUUGUCUUUACAAGAACAGAAAGAAGUAUGGGAAGAAGUAACUUCUUCUCGAAUUCCUUCACAUUUGCUUCCUUUGGAUCCAGAAGAUUUGAUAAAGAGAGGAUUUCUUCCUGAAGUUGAACCACCUCGGCAAUUAUUGCGUCCGCUUCUUAGAUAUCAAAAAGAGGGACUGGGUUGGAUGGUAAAUCAGGAAAAGUCUAAUAUAAAGGGCGGGAUUUUAGCUGAUGAGAUGGGAAUGGGAAAAACAAUACAGAUGAUUAGUCUUUUUCUUGCAAAUCGUUUGGUAGGACCUACACUGGUGGUUUGUCCUGUUAGUUCAAUGCUUCAGUGGGCAACCGAAAUUAAAGAAUAUGUUAUUCCAGCAUCACUUUCAGUAUUAGUGGUAGAACGAGCUUCUCGUGUAAAUAAGGAGGAUUUGGAAAAAGCUGAUGUUGUUUUGACAACUUAUCCUAUGCUAGAACAAUCUUGGCGACUUCUUGUAAAUAAAACAAAAGUGGCAUGCCCUUAUUGUGAACAACUUUAUCUUCCACGACAGCUUGUAGUACAUAAUAGGUAUUUUUGUGGUCCACGUGCAAAAAAAACGGCUAAACAACGAAAACGAGAAAAGGGAGAAAAUAAUAAUGAUAAUCCUUCUUUUAAUCGGAAAGUUCAAUCGAAAGAAACAAUUAAAAAAGGACUUCGAACGUUACGAGUUGAUGUUGGUGAUAAUGGUGAAGAAGAAAAUUUUUUUUAUGAAGAGGAAAGUAAUGGUGAUAAAAGAAUUGUUGGUCCUAUCGGAAUGUAUAGAGAACUAAUGAUCGAGGCUGGACGAAAAGUUCGAAGUCGAUGGGAUCCUGCUAAAGAAAAAAGUGACAGUAGUGAUACUAAUGAUGAAGAAUUUAGUAGUUCUUCAGAAUAUAGUUCAAUACAAUCAGAUGUUGAUUCAAUUGAAGAAGAAAAAGAAAAAUCUGAACAGAAUCUUUCUCUUUUUCGUUGUCCAAAUUGUGAAUUUCAAAUAUUGCGAUAUCCUUUUUGUCCUAAAACUGGACAACAUCAUGUGGUGUCAGAACGUAUGACGGAAAUUAUUGAAACUGAUAUUGGUGGAGAUGAAGUUGAUCUUUCUGAAUCUAUAUUUCAUUCAAUUAAAUGGAGUCGGAUAGUUCUUGAUGAAGCUCAUCGCAUAAAAGGACGUAAUACAAGUACUUCAAGAGCGGCCUUUGCUCUUGUAGGGGAACAAAGAUGGUGUCUUACAGGAACUCCUCUACAAAAUCGUGUCGGUGAUGUUUACAGUCUUGUUCGCUUUCUACGUAUGAUACCUUAUGCAAGAUAUUAUUGUGGAACUGAUGGUUGCUCUUGCUCUUCUUUUUCUCAUCCAUUUAGUGGUACAAACUUGAGACAUUGUAUAUUUUGUGGUCAUGGACCAGUACAACAUUACGCUUAUUUUAAUCGUUAUAUAUUAAAUCCUAUACUACGUUAUGGAUAUAUAGGAGAUGGACGUCGUGGGAUGAUGAUGCUAGCAAAUGAAGUUCUUCAAAAAUCUAUGUUGCGUCGCACAAAAAUAGAAAGAGCAGAGGAUCUUCAUCUUCCACCACUUACUGUUGAAAUUAUUAAAGUAAAAUUAACAGAAGAAGAACGAAAUUUCUAUGAGUCAUUGUACAAGAAAAGUACUGCUACAUUUGAUACUUUUGUGGAUAAAGGAACGGUUUUGCAUAAUUAUGCUCAUAUUUUUCAACUUUUGAGCCGAUUACGACAAUCUCUUGAUCAUCCUUUACUCGUGGUAGAAUCAAUGAAUGUUGGGAAAUUGGCACAUCCGAAAGGUCUUUGUGGUAUUUGCACAGAAGGUUGUGGUGAAACCCCUUUAAAAGUUAGUCCUUGUAAUCAUACAUUUCACCAAAUUUGUCUCUCUCAGUUUUUGGAAAGUUUACCAGGAGGAAAGUAUCAUUGCCCCACCUGUUUUGUAACAAUAAGUAUUGAUUUACGUCAGUUGCAUUCUGAAUGGGAGGAAGAGGAAGCCAUACCUGUUCUUCCUCCUGAGUUGGAAGAAGAAAUGAGUGAUGAGUUAGAGGAUAAUUUAUUCCCUGAUACUAAUAUGCAGGUAAGUACGUCAUCUACUACAACAGAAGAGAAUCCAAAGAAAUCUAAAAAACCAAAGGGUAUAUUAUCUCGAAUUGAUUCGUCUAAACCUCUGCAUGGUACAAAAUUAAAUGCCAUCACUGAAUAUAUUUCUAAAGUACCAAAGGAAGAAAAGGUAAUUGUAUUUUCACAAUUUGGAGAUAUGUUAGACCUUCUACAACUAUGGUUGCAAAAAGCUUGUAUAAAAACUGUGAAACUUACUGGUUCUCUUAUGAUGUCUCAACGACAAGCUGUUUUACAAGCUUUUCUACAUGAUCCUACCGUUCGCGUAAUUCUUAUUUCACUAAAAGCAGGUGGAGAAGGUUUAAAUUUGCAGAUUGCUAAUCAUGUUGUUCUUGUAGAUCCUUGGUGGAAUCCGGCGGUAGAAAUGCAGGCAGCGCAACGAGCGCAUCGUAUUGGGCAAAAAAGACCAGUUCGUGUGGUCCGCUUUGUCACAGAGCAUUCUGUUGAGGAACGCAUGAUGGAUUUGCAGGCUAAAAAGAUGCUUGUUAUUGAAGGUACAAUUGAUGGAAAGUUGAAUUCACUUCAAAGCCUUUCUGAAGAUGACCUUCAAUUCCUUUUUACGAGAUAA
This is a messenger RNA of Trypanosoma theileri, 2970 nucleotides long. Its product is annotated as DNA repair protein. Lineage: Eukaryota; Euglenozoa; Kinetoplastea; Trypanosomatida; Trypanosomatidae. The record is from RefSeq and is a predicted model, not a curated record. The coding region runs from base 1 to 2970 and encodes 989 amino acids. The transcript has a single exon. Gene Ontology annotation, molecular function: zinc ion binding; DNA binding; ATP binding.